Molecule: messenger RNA, 1296 nt
Organism: Trichoderma asperellum CBS 433.97
Lineage: Eukaryota; Fungi; Ascomycota; Sordariomycetes; Hypocreales; Hypocreaceae
Biological process (GO): lipid catabolic process
Molecular function (GO): triacylglycerol lipase activity
Source: RefSeq, a predicted model, not a curated record
AUGAAUUACUUUACUAAAGGAUUUUUACUACUGCUUGCCUUUCGGCUUACGGCUGGUACACCUAUAACGAAUUCAUCCGCAGCUCCAAUCCCGCCAAGCCUGGAUUCGUUCUACACUCCGCCGCAUGGCUUUGAAAAGACUUCCCCGGGACACAUACUGCGACAUCGGGCUGUUACGGUUACUGUUAAUCUCCCCAAUUAUCCUCCUUUAGCACAAUCUCUCCAAUUUCUGUAUCGCACAACCAACACAUUUGGUGAUGCGGUGGCAGCGAUGACAACCGUCCUUGUUCCACAAAACGCGGAUCUUGGGAAAUUAGUUUCAUUCCAAGACUUUGAAGACUCAGCGGACAUUGAUUGCGCGCCAUCCUUCAUAAUACAAACCAGUCAACCGGAACAAACUGCAUUACUCAUCGAGCUGGCUCUUAUGCAAGGCUGGGUUGUGGCCAUCCCAGAUCACGAAGGUCCCAAAGCAUCGUACCUUGCAAAUAUCCAGUCAGCACACGCCGUUCUCGAUGGCAUAAGCGCAGUUCUAUCUUCUUCAUCCCUGACACAUCUGUCGAAAGAUCCUGCAAUUGUCUUAUGGGGGUAUUCUGGUGGGGGUCUCGCCAGUGCCUUUGCCGCAGAGCUCCAGCCUUCGUAUGCGCCAGAAUUGAAAAUAUUGGGAGCCGCUGCUGGUGGUAUUGUCCCAAAUAUCACGGCUGUGAUAACCGAAGUUAACAAUAAGCCAAACUCUUGGCUUAUACCAGCCGGAAUUAUGGGCCUGGUGCAUGAAUAUCCAAAGUUGGGGCCAAUUAUCGAUGCGCAUCUCAUCCCAGCGACAGCCAGUUCUUUCAAAGCAACAGAGCAUGUUUGCUCUGAAGUUCUGUUUGGAAGUGAAAAUAUUUUGUCCUAUUUUCGCGACUUCAACGCCUUAAUGGCAAAUCCUUCUCUCCUCGCAAUUCUUGCACAAAACGACAUGGGCAAUGACUCACCAGAAAUACCAAUGUUUAUCUAUAAGGGAGUGCAAGAUGAAAUCAGUCCAAUUGGCGAAACUGACGAACUGGUAAAGAAGUAUUGCGCUGGUGGAUCCAGAGUCACAUACAGAAGAGAUAUCUUGGCAAAUCAUGAGUUGGAUGCUGUGCUUGCUCUCCCAGCUGUGUUGCCUUGCCUGAAUGACAGGCUAAAUAGGGUCCCUGUUAGUCACAACUGUUCGACUUCAACAAUGGUAUCAUCCUUGUUCGAGAUAGAUGCAAUGAGCCAGGAAACACAGAAUGUUAUCUUGUCAGCUCUGGUAGAUGCCAUUGCAAGCUCUAACUAA